This is a messenger RNA of Necator americanus (New World hookworm), 792 nucleotides long. RefSeq lists its product as uncharacterized. The record is from RefSeq and is a predicted model, not a curated record. The transcript is spliced from 8 exons. The coding region runs from base 1 to 792 and encodes 263 amino acids. Gene Ontology annotation, molecular function: protein binding. Lineage: Eukaryota; Metazoa; Nematoda; Chromadorea; Rhabditida; Ancylostomatidae.
AUGCUCGACGCGUUCCCAUGCACUUCAACACUUCCCAGCAGCAGCACCGGCGGCAGCCGACCAUUCUCAGCAUAUUCGAAUCUUUGUGAUUUAGAGGAGAAUCCAGAAAUUGUUGAAUCACAGCUAAUCGAUUGGCAUUUUGAUGUGGACGAAUGCAAUUUGGAAUUUGAAGUGGAAAUUCAUCGUGAGUCUUCUCAACCGGGUGGCAUAGCGUUUCGUAUAAUCGGAUCACGAACAAGCGGGAUUUUUAUCACGUAUGUGGACUCAAAAUCACAACAAGCAUCCCAGUUGAAAGAAGGCGACCUUAUCAAGGAAUGUGAUGGGAAGAAUCUUGCAGGAAUCACUUGUGAGCAGGAAGAGGAUGAAAAAUAUGGGAACAGAAGGGCAGAACUGGAUUCUAUGAAGCCACCAUAUCCGUUCCGAUUGAGACAAUCCACCUCAUGUCCGGAUAAUCGACCGAAUAGUAAUUUUUAUGCAAGGCCCGUACGAGUAACUAUGAUAAAUUCACAGCUUCUACGAAAAGUCGAAUCGAGAGACGAAGAAAUCCAAUUACUGAUGGAGAACCAGGAGCAGACUUUACAGGAUAUCCCUACGAAUUACUUCGGCUCAUCUGAAUAUCUACAUAUUUUAGAAUGCCUAUUCUCUUCGAACGAAGAAAUUCGGGACGUUGCACGUUAUGUUUCCGUAAAAUUCGCUCGAGACGGUUUCAUAUGUUGUCACAUCGAUGGUUGGCAAAACUACAAUCACUCACUGGAUCUACGUCUACACACUAUUCAACACAAUAUAACCUGA